This is a messenger RNA of Blumeria graminis f. sp. triticale, 2208 nucleotides long. The record is from the annotation of a GenBank genome assembly. NCBI's taxonomy places the organism in Eukaryota, Fungi, Ascomycota, Leotiomycetes, Helotiales, Erysiphaceae.
AUGGACCUCCGUUCCAUUAUCAACACCGAAGCUGGUGAUAAUUCCAUCCGAAACCGUUCAAUACCGGAAACUCCGGAUCAGAAGCUACAGGCUCGAAGAGAUUCGGAUCAAAACGAUCCGGCUCAUGCAUCACCUGAUAAAUAUUUGUCGCAUGACUACAGGGUACAAAAGAUCACUGCACCACCCACAACUAGAAACUAUACACAACAACACCAUAGUCAACGACCAUCACCACCUCUGAUACAAGCUUCUCCUCUUAGGGAAUUGAAGUCUCCUUCCAGGUCCUUCUCAGGACAAACCCCAUAUCUUGACACAUCUUCCUCAGCCAUAAACCAGUAUUUAUUUCCGCAAACCAACCAAGAACCACAAACCCCAGAACGACCUCCAUUGCAAAUAAAAGCAUCGUUACACUCAGAAAGCUAUCAGCAUCAAAAUCUGAACUCCAACGAGUAUCAAACCUCGGCUGGCCAGACUUCAUCUUCAUCUCAAAAUUCUCUAACUAAUGCUUCACAACCUCAUCUUCAACACCAACAACCCCAUCCAUACACAACUAUCCCAUCCUCCAUAUCGACCCACAACCAAGCAAAUUUGGUUAAUUUACAAUUAAAAGAAUCUCCGAAGGUAGGUGUGAGGCAGUCAGAUUUUUCGCAUCAAAUACUGGCCACGACACCGCUUAGAAUAUCUCAAUCAUCAUCAACUGGAAAUACCACGCAAUCUAAAGUUUAUAUCCCUAACUCGGCGCCAACUUCUUUUCAGAUAUUGCCCAACUCACCCAGUGGCUGUAACUCUCAGAAAAUAUCCUUAAACAAGAAAAAUCAAAGUUCUCAAGAGGAAAGAGAACGCAGUGUAAGUAUAAGCCCUAAGACAAGACUUUCGCAUCAUCAGGACGAAUCACUUGCUCAACUCCAAAGCAUUGAGGGUACUGAUCAAAAAUCAAACAAGGUCGAAUCAGCAGUAAUGGAGACAGUCGAAUCUCAAUAUAUAAAUGUAGGAAUGAGUUCCAAACCAUAUAGUAAAUCAGUUAAAUCAGUGAGAAGAUCGGUACAACCCAUGAGAAAACGCAUCCGUUACAGUUCACCACCAGUUUGGGCUCGAAGCAUUAGGGGUAGUGACUCAUACAGGGCCACUCACAAAAAAUCCAGCAAGCACCAUGAAACGCAACCAAAACAAGCAGUAAUCUCUGUACCUAACGCCUCGCCUUGCACACAGAUUACCACCGACGGCGUGUCCAAUGGGUCUAUGACUACUGCCAUUCAGCCUAUAACUCCAGUAGCAGAUGCACAUCCAUCCUUGUUUCUAGGAAAUUGGGAGGAGUGCAUAACUGGCCAAAGGCCAUCAGAUCACAUGUCAAAAGUUGUGGGCGACUUUUUAUUCUACAAUGUUGUCACACGAAGUGACAUCGGUGAAUUGUCGAGCCUAGGUGUUCAAAUUGAAAUCGAAGCAAAAUUUGGUGACUUAAUUGAUAAAGAAACGAAUCAGCCUUAUUACCUACCUGCCAAAUCGGAGUGCGUCCUCUCUGAGAAUUCACGUGUUGGCUUUAAAAGUAACUUAACUGAACAUCAUCAUCAAAAGCUAAACACUUUCCUAAAUCGUAUGGUUACCAAUGCACGACCCGGAAGUUCUGCUACCAAGCCACGAGUUAAAAUAGAUUAUCUUCAUCGUCGGGAGGUCGAUCAAUUUUACGAACUUCCCAAAGCACAGCAUAGCAUACUACCAGCUGCAAUAAGAGAGAGACAAGCUAAUUACCACUCUGUUAAAGUUCGGGUGUCCAGAGACCAAAAGACUGGAAAAGUUUUAGCUAAAAUUAUUAAAAGUCGGGUGGCAGAUCUUCAUAUUUACAGCGCUCAAACUUCUACGCCCGACUGUCGAAUUAGCAUAAACCUCGAAAUGCCAUAUCAUGGAGAUAUUGACGAAUUAAAAGCCGCCGGGAAUCAUAGAAAUCAGAGUCCUAAUAGAAGUAAGGAUCGAUUGAGCUAUAGCCAAUCGUAUUAUCAGAUCGACCUCACACAAGUCACGCAAGUCGUACCUUCAAACCAAACUCCACGAGCAGAAAAAGAUCAUGAACUGGAGGUAGAAAUAUCAACAGAGGCAGUAAUGGAGCAAGGUCAACUUGCGGCCGCUGGAAAGCCAAAUGAUUACCUUCCGCUAGUAGAAGGAUUUUUGAAUAACAUUCGUGUACUAUCAAGGCUUGUCGCUGAAUACAAAUGA